This is a messenger RNA of Thalassophryne amazonica, 1728 nucleotides long. Its product is annotated as serine/arginine-rich splicing factor 11-like. Gene Ontology annotation, molecular function: RNA binding. NCBI's taxonomy places the organism in Eukaryota, Metazoa, Chordata, Actinopteri, Batrachoidiformes, Batrachoididae. Gene Ontology annotation, cellular component: nucleoplasm. Bases 612 to 1565 code for a protein of 317 amino acids. The record is from RefSeq and is a predicted model, not a curated record. The transcript has 11 exons.
AGGUUGUCUCUUGGUGAAAUGAUUGUUUUGGGGGUUGAUUGAGGGUUUUUGCUUAAUAUAAAAAAGCUGAUGGGAUACAUUGACUACUUAAAAAUAAAUAUUUUUUUUUAACUGACCUGUACAAGUGCAGAUUAAUCAAACCCAUGUCUUUGCAUCAGUUUGAUUAAUUGCGGCAGGUAAGAUGACUCGAACGGUGUCCUGCAGACUCGGCACCGAGCCUGUGAUUGUCGUUUUUAUACCACUGUGUCUUUUCAGAUGUGUGUUCUUGGUAAGUAGACACUGAUAGCUAUGUGUAGUGUUCUUGCCAAAUUCCUAAAACUCUUCUUUGUUGUCUGUAUCUCGAUUUUUCUCUGUGUUAUAUUUUUAGUAGCGAAGCCAUCCAACGUGAGUCGCUUGUUUCAGUAAACCGUCUAUAUGAAAAUUGAGGGCACAACCCAACUGGAGAAGCAGCUGUGCCUGCUAACGUUUGGUUCAUGACUUAGAAAACACGUUCAGGCUCCAUCCCAGACGAGGCUAAAGCGUUGUCGCUGUUGGCGCCUGCUAACGCUGUCGCAGGAAUUCUGCCAGGAGGAGGACUUCUGCCCACGCCCAAUCCCAUCUCCAACCCAGCUAUGGGAGGAAACCCUUUUGGUCCCAGUAUGGAUGCAAUGGCUGCAUUUGGAUUCCCGGGAGCAAAUAUGAAUCCUCAGGCUGCUGACCAGUUCCUUAAGCUCAUGACGGAUCCAAAACUCAAUCCUUUGGCUGCAACCAUGAAUCUGAACGUGGGCCUGAAGGCCGACGCGAGCAAUAAAGAAAUUGAAGAGGCCAUGAAGAGAGUACGAGAAGCCCAGUCACUCAUUUCUGCUGCCAUUGAACCUGGAAGUAAAGAGAGUAAAAAGAAACACUCUCGAUCCCGGUCCAGGUCCAGGAGGAGGCGGUCCAGAUCACGCUCAAGACACAGACGAUCCAGGAGCAGAUCACGGCGACGCUCAAGAUCGAGAAGCAGGAGGCGCUCGAAGACCCCACGCAGGCGACGCUCCCGUUCGAGAGACCGGGGCAGACGGUCUCGAAGCAGAUCCAGAGAUCGAAAGAAAGAUGAUUUUGGGAAAAGACGAUCUAAAACGCCCCCUAAAAGCUACAGCACGGCCAGGAGGUCCCGCAGUAUGAGCCGGAGGCGCAGGAGAAGUCGCAGCAUCAGCCGAUCCCCAAAACGGAGAAUCUCUAGGUCUCCAUCUCCUCGAAGACACAAGAAGGAGAAGAAGAGGGAGAAGGACCGCAGGAGUGACAAAGAGCGCAGCGGCCAUGAGGAACGCGAGCGUUCGGCCAGCAAGAAAAAGAGGGUUAAAGACGAACGGGAGAGGAAAUCUGAUGGCGAGAAAGGAGACGUGAAGGUCACCAGGGAUUAUGAUGAAGAAGAACAGGGUUAUGACAGUGAGAAAGAGAGAGGCGGCAGGAAGUACUCCGAUGACUCGGCAGUGUCCCCGCAGUCAGUAGAGGGUAACAACAGUACGGCGCGGCCUGCAAAGCAGGUCAAAGUUAAUGGUGCUGAUGACCACCGCGAAGAGGACAUGGACGUCAGCGACUGAGCACGCCGUCCUGCUCCUUAGGUUUGUCUGUUGUGAAGCGAAGCACCCAUCCCAAUCUAAAAUGUAAACCCUGCUGCAAACAAGUAGAUGUUUGACAAGAAGGGGUUGAUAGUUCUGUUGAAAUUUUACACCGUUAGUCAUCUUUGUUUGGAAGUACAAAUAC